Molecule: messenger RNA, 2208 nt
Organism: Penicillium alfredii
Lineage: Eukaryota; Fungi; Ascomycota; Eurotiomycetes; Eurotiales; Aspergillaceae
Product: pseudouridine synthase PUS7
Exons: 2
Coding region: 1-2208 (735 amino acids)
Biological process (GO): pseudouridine synthesis
Cellular component (GO): nucleus
Molecular function (GO): RNA binding; pseudouridine synthase activity
Source: RefSeq, a predicted model, not a curated record
AUGGACCGACCGGAACCGCUAGAGUCUCCGCGAAAGCGGCAAAAGACAGAAGAUGCGCCAGCAGGAGUUGCUGCCACCGAUGGCGCAGCAGACCAGCCGGCGACCACCGCUACGGCCUCCGACGAUGCUCAAGCUCUGAAAGAAAUCGAAGUGGGGAUCACGGAGUUUGUGAGCGCUGACAGCGAGGGAUUCUCUGGCCUUUUGAAGAAGAGGUAUACGGAUUUCCUGGUCAAUGAGAUCAUGACCUCGGGUGAAGUCGUCCAUCUCCGAAGCCAGACGGCGCCCAACUCUUUGCGCGAGACCAAAGCCACCACUGCGGAGUCGUCGGAUCCGGCGCAAAAGAACGAAGAUACCCCCAAGGAGGAGGCUAAGGAAGAGGCUAAAGAGACCAAGGCAAAGGAUGAACCUGCGGCGGAAUUUCAGGUAUCGGAGGAGGACAAUGCUCUCCUGGCUGAAUAUUUUGGCGCCGAAAACGCUUCGGCGAUCGUGGCUUUGCAUAAGCGCGCCAUGUCCUCGCCCAGAGCUCGACCUGCUGAACUGGGCAAAGUCACUACUGCAGUAUCCGACCGGGACCUGCGCACCAAGCUCCACCAAGCCAUCCGUCGCAUUUUCAAUUCGCAGUUGGAGUCUAGUACCGAUGGCGAAGGUGUGCUCGCUAUCACCGCUGCAGGAAACCGGUUCAAGCGCAAUCCCCAAGGAGGGCGUGGCGGCGGUGGUGGCCGUUCUGGGGGUAACCGACCCAGCUGGGAUGAGCUCGGGGGACCGUACCUGCAUUUCACCAUCUAUAAAGAGAACAAGGACACGAUGGAAGUCAUGUCGUAUCUGGCGCGCCAGAUGAAGAUGAACCCGAAAAGCUUCCAGUUCGCGGGUACUAAAGACCGGCGAGGUGUGACCACGCAGCGCGCUUGCGUCCUUCGCGUCCAUGCCGAUCGACUUGCCAAGCUGAGUCCUACUCUUCGGAACGCCACUCUUGGUGACUUCGAGUACCGGCGACAGGGCCUCGAGCUGGGCGAUCUGCACGGGAAUGAGUUUGUGAUUACGCUCCGUGAAUGUGAAAUCCCCGGCGUGGAUCCAACCGACCCGCAGACUGCUCUUACCAAGGUGUCCGAGCUUGUCAGAUCCUCGUUGAAGAACCUCCGUGAGCGAGGGUAUUUUAACUAUUAUGGCCUGCAGCGGUUCGGGACCUUUUCCACUCGCACCGACAUGGUUGGCGUCAAAAUCGUGCAGGGUGACUUCAAGGGCGCCUGCGAUGGCAUCUUGCAUUUCAGUCCACACAUUCUCGCGGCGGCUAAAGAAGGCGAUGCCUCUACCGCGCUCAUCAGCACGGACGACAAGGCCCGCGCCGAGGCGAUCCAUAUCUUCCAAGGUACUGGCCAGAUCAAUGAGGCUUUGAACAAGCUUCCUCGGAAGUUCUCCGCCGAGGCUAACCUGAUCCGCCACCUUGGCCGAACCGAGAAUGACUACUUGGGAGCGCUGCAGACGAUCCCACGGAAUCUGCGGCUGAUGUAUGUGCACGCAUACCAGUCGUUGGUGUGGAACUUUGCCGUUGGCGAGCGCUGGCGCCUCUAUGGCGACCGAGUCGUAGAGGGUGAUUUGGUCAUUGUCCAGGAACACCGGGACAAGGAAACUACCAAGGUUGAGCCCGAGGAUAAGGUCGAUGCAGAUGGGGAGAUCAUUGUGGUCCCGCAGGGCGAGGACAGCGCAUGUGCAGCCGAAGACAUGUUCACACGGGCGCGGGCCUUGACUGCCGACGAAGUGGCCAGUGGCCAGUACAAUAUCUUCGAUGUGGUGCUCCCGCUUCCCGGAUUUGACAUCUUGUAUCCCGCCAACCAAAUGACGGACUUCUACCGCCGUUUCAUGGGCAGCGAGCAAGGCGGUGGCUUGGAUCCGUUCAAUAUGCGCCGCAAAUGGAAGGACGCCAGUCUUGCCGGCGGCUACCGCAAGGUCUUAAGCCGCAUGGGCGCAGACUACUCCUUCGAUGUGAAGCUGUAUUCCCAGGACGACGAGCAGUUCGUCCAGACAGAUCUGGAGAAGCUUCGACAGAGAGGCGAUGCCCCGCAGCCCUCUGCUGGUGCCGGCUCUGGUAAUAAGGUUGCCGUUGUGCUGAAAUUCCAGCUGGGGUCCGGCCAGUAUGCGACCAUGGCUCUGCGGGAAUUGACCAAGGGCAAGGUCAAGGCGUACAAGCCGGACAUGGGUGGUGGAAGAUAG